AUGCGUCGGGUCCAUCCGCCAAAGAACGAAUAUCUAGUUGGCCUCGUGGACAUCGGAAGCAACGGGAUCCGGUUCUCGAUUUCGGACCUGUCCCCUCCGACAACUAGAAUAUUGCCAACGAUACACAAGGACCGCUCGGGCAUUUCGCUGUACGACGCACAGUUCGACCCAGAUACUGGAGAGAGAAUCCCCAUCCCGCUUCGCGUCAUUAAAAAUGUCACCGCGGAACUGGAACGAUUCAGUCUCGUGUGCCACGAGUUUGGCGUCCCAAAGAGCAACAUCUCUGUUGUCGCAACAGAAGCAACUCGGACAGCCCUCAAUUCUCAACAACUGAGAGAUCAUAUCAAGGUGAAAUCAGGGCUGGUAGUUCAAUUGCUAAGUAAGGAAGAAGAAGGCAAUGUUGGUGCCAUGGGUAUUGUGAGUAGCCUGCCGAGUGUCAAGGGACUUGUGAUGGACUUGGGAGGCGGCAGUGCCCAACUGACCUGGAUCAUCUCGGAAGACGGCAUGGUCAGGACGAGUCCCAAGGUCGCGGUGUCAUUCCCUUAUGGUGCCGCGGCUGUCUCAAAGAGGCUGGAAGAGUGUAAGGAGGCCCACGACCCAGAGAAGGCUCGAGACGAAUUCAGACAGGAGAUCAGUGGAAAAUUCCGGGAAGCAUUGGACACCUUGGAAAUUCCGCCAGAGCUUACAGAUCGAGCUCGCAGAGAAGGGGGUUGGCAUCUAUAUUUAUCAGGUGGCGGAUUUAGAGGAUGGGGUUAUCUACUUCUACACGAGUCACAGAAGCACGGCCAACACUAUCCAAUCUCCAUCAUCAAUGGCUUCAAGGUCUUCAACGAGGAGCUGACGAAUACCGAAAGACUCAAGGAAGUCGCUAAGAAUGCGGAGAAGAUCUUCCGAGUCUCAGACCGCCGCAGAUAUCAGGUUCCUGCGGUCGCCUUUCUGAUCAAUGUCUUGUCUAACACCUUGCCACUUGGUGGUCCGUUGGUCGCUCGUUUCUGUCAAGGAGGAGUGCGGGAAGGGAUGCUCUUCCGGGACUUACCAAGAUCGAUACGAGCUCAGGAUCCUAUCGCCGUCGCUUCAGCUCCCUUUGCCCGGCCAUCUGCUGGCGAGUUUAAGACAUUGCUGCUUGGUGCUUUGCCACCACCAGCUUUUGGCAUGGUCCGCCCCGAGACGAUUACAACCCACAUUAUCGAAGGUCUGGCGAAUCUUUGUUUCCAACAUUGCACGUUGAGCAAGGAACUGGCCUCGUUCUCAGCUCUUUACUGUACGAUCAGUGGUGUUCUAGCCCCUGCGCAUGGCUUAUCUCACUCAGCACGAGCAAAGAUUGCCUUGAUGCUAGAAAGUCGGUACGAUGGCGAACUUCCUCCACGAGAGGAGCAGUACAAACACCUCCUUGAGGAUAUUCUAACCCCGGAGGAAGUUUGGUGGUGUAGAUAUGCUGGCAAUGUUGCCUGGUUGAUUGGACAAAUCUACCCAACAGGAGUCAUCGGCUCAAAGACAAAUCUGUGGCUUUCUGCGCGUUUUGUGCACAACCUUGGCAAGUCAGGAAAGAAGAAGGGAGUCGAACUCACGGUCUCGAUACCUAGAUCGAUCAGUCAGAUGGCGCUGUCUGGUGAUCCGGAUGAUGAUGAAGACGAGGACGAGAAUCCGAUAGUUGGCAAGAUGCGCAUCGAGGGAUACGCAAAAAGGGUCGCCAAGGUCGGCAAGAGGAAGCGUUGGGUCGGAGGAAGAGAAGGCUGGGGCAUGAAGGUAAAAGUGAUUGUUGCUGAGCAGCUGUCAAUGGAAUGA
Messenger RNA from Exophiala spinifera, 1785 nucleotides. RefSeq lists its product as uncharacterized. Gene Ontology annotation, biological process: regulation of transcription by RNA polymerase II. The record is from RefSeq and is a predicted model, not a curated record. The coding region runs from base 1 to 1785 and encodes 594 amino acids. NCBI's taxonomy places the organism in Eukaryota, Fungi, Ascomycota, Eurotiomycetes, Chaetothyriales, Herpotrichiellaceae. The transcript is spliced from 2 exons.